AAAGAAUAGAAGAGAAAAGAAAAGAAAAGAAAAGAGGCGACUUGUUAAGCGGCGUGUCUUAAAGUGUCGUGCAUGCAAUUUAUGCAUCUGUUUCUUUGCAUGCAUUCUCUCUCCUCUCUCUCUCUGUCUCUCUCUCUCUCUAGACCCAACACACACAUAAACACAGUUGAUUUUUUAUAUUUGCAUACCAAAUCUAUUCAGAAAGAGGGAGGGGGAGCCUUUUCUGAUGUUGUUUAGACUUCAGCUCUAUCUUCACAUUUGGACCACUGUCUUUCACCAAUAUCAGUCUUGUUGUUAUAAUUAUUGUUAUUAUUAUUAUCAUUGUAGAGGUGGUGUUAGAUUUUUGGGAUUUUUUCUAUAAAAAACAAAAAAGGGGUUUUAGGGAUUUUUAGUAAUUUGGGUUUUGUUAUGGUUUAAAGGGUUGAUUUCUCUUUUUGGGAAUUUAAAAUGGGGUCAAAGAUCUGCAUGAAUGCGUCAUGUGGUGUCACAAAGACUCAUGAAUGGAGGAGAGGAUGGACUUUGCGAUCUGGUGGAUAUGCUCUUCUUUGCUACACUUGCGGAUCUGCAUAUGAGAAUUCAGUUUAUUGUGAUACAUUCCAUUUAGAGGAGCCCGGUUGGAGGGAAUGUUAUAAUUGUAACAAGCGUCUUCACUGUGGAUGCAUAGCUUCUAAGUCUCUGUUUGAGCUUUUGGAUUAUGGGGGUGUGGAGUGUACUGGCUGUGUAAAAAGUUCACAACUUCACUCGAUCCAUGGUGAUGAGAUUCCUAAAGGAUUUGGCUCAUUGACACUUAAUAAUGCUGGUGAUCCUGACUCCAUACCUCUAGAAAAUCGAGCUACUAAUGGUGCUCUGGAUGAUGGAAGACUUGCACAGUUGUGCAGACUCAUGGAGGCCAAUGAGCCCCAAUUAUUGUGUCAGUCUGAGGGAGCUGACACAAAUGCAGGUCUUGGACAAUUCAGACAAGAGGAGGUCAUGCAUCCAAUUGGGGAAGCUGGCACAAGUUUCUCAAUUGCAUCUCAAUCAUCAGUAGUGCCAUCUAAAUUUCCCAAUGGUGGUAGAUCAAUAUUAGACAUGAGGGAUAUGCACGGAUCGCAUGCUCAGCCAUCACUGAAUAUGGCAUUGGGAGCUCCAUCAGGAACCACAAGUUUCAUUCAAUAUGCUUGUGGGGCUGUUGAUGGAAGGGAGCAAGGAAAGACACCUCCAUUUUUGCAAGGGCAAAGAUCUCGCCCAAUAUUGCCCAAACCAUCAAAAACUGGCUUUUCUGGGAGUUCAGAUACCAAUAAGACUGCAGUUACUGAGCUGCGAAUUGCAAGACCACCCGCUGAGGGACGAGGAAAAAAUCAGUUGCUUCCACGCUACUGGCCGAGAAUCACUGACCAAGAGCUGCAACAACUAUCUGGAGAUUUAAAUUCCAAUAUUGUGCCAUUAUUUGAGAAAGUUCUAAGUGCCAGUGAUGCUGGUCGAAUUGGCCGGUUAGUUCUCCCAAAAGCAUGUGCUGAAGCAUAUUUUCCUCCUAUUUCUCAAUCUGAAGGCCUUCCCUUGAGGAUUCAAGAUGUGAAGGGAAGAGAAUGGACAUUUCAGUUCAGAUUUUGGCCCAAUAACAAUAGUAGAAUGUAUGUCUUGGAGGGUGUAACCCCUUGUAUACAAGCAAUGAAGUUACGAGCUGGUGAUACAAUAACAUUUAGCCGGAUAGAUCCUGGUGGCAAACUUGUUGUGGGAUUUCGCAAGGCAACAAACAAUUCCUUGGACACACAGGAUGCCCAAACAUCUGCACUUCCUAAUGGUGCUGCUUCAGCAGAAACAUCCUUUUCUGCUGAUGGUGAUACUGGCGGGAACAAGAGUGAGAAUUAUGGAGGCAGGAUAAAUGGGGAUGCAGUGCAGCAAUCAACAGCAGAGAAGAAGAGGACUCGUAAUAUUGGACCCAAAAGCAAGAGAUUAUUGAUGCAUUCUGAAGAUGCUUUGGAGCUUCGACUUACAUGGGAAGAAGCACAAGACUUGCUUCGUCCACCCCCAAGUGUCAAGCCAAGCAUUGUCACUAUUGAGGACCAUGAAUUUGAAGAAUAUGAUGAGCCUCCAGUAUUCGGGAAGAGGACCAUAUUUGCAGAUCGACCAUCUGGGGGACAGGAGCAAUGGGCCCAAUGUGAUGAUUGCUCCAAAUGGCGAAAAUUGCCCGAGGAUGCUCUUCUCCCUCCAAAGUGGACCUGUUUAGAUAAUGUUUGGGACUCUAGCAGGUGUACAUGUUCUGCACCAGAGGAGAUGAAUCCAAAGGAUUUGGAUACUCUUCUGAGGGGGAGCAAAGAUUUCAAGAGGCGUAGGAUGGCAGACAGGCAUAAGCCAUCCUCUGAAUGUGAGCCAUCUGGCUUAGAUGCUCUAGCUAGUGCUGCAGUAUUAGGAGAUAAUAUAGGUGACUUAGGUGAGCCAUCAGUUGGAGCCACUACAAAGCAUCCUCGGCACCGCCCUGGCUGUACUUGCAUUGUAUGCAUUCAGCCACCAAGUGGUAAGGGCAAACACAAACCGACAUGCACAUGCAAUGUGUGCAUGACAGUAAAGAGGCGCUUUAAAACCCUCAUGCUGCGUAAGAAGAAACGUCAAUCAGAACGAGAAGCGGAAAUUUCUCAGAAGGAUGACAAUGACCGAAAGGAUGAAUUUGCAAUGAUCGGCAGAUUGAGUCAUGCAGUGUUGAAUUUAAAUAAUUCAGAGAACGAAGGAAACUACAACAGAAAGCAAACUGAGAUCCCGGAGACCAGCAGUGGACAAAUAGACCUAAAUAGUCAUCCUAACCGCGAGGACAUGCAGCUGGACAUACAAGGAUUGAGCAUGAUGAACCUUGCUAAUGCAGCCAAUCUACCAUUUGACAAUUAUGUCAAGCAAAAUGGGCUUGCAGACUUCUUGUGCGAGCGGCAGGCGAGCAUGGGUUCCUGUUUGCAUUCACAAAAUAAUGGUGAGAGUUUGAUACGGCUGUCUGAUGAAGCAUUUCUUGCGUCUGUCGGCUGGAACCAUGAAAGUAAAGGUGAUCAAGAGUAACUAGUGUGUGUCUGUUUGAUUUAGACAGAAACAGUUUCUUGAAAAGAUGUCCAUUCUCUGAUUUUUCAAAAUAUAAUUUUAUUUCCUUUUUAUUUUUUCACCUUUGCUUUCUCCUCUCCAAAGGAGUGGUGCUAUACAUCUGAUUUCAUUAGUCAUAUAGAGAAUGUAAUUUUGCUGUAAUGUUCCUUUCUAUUUUUGAGGAAAGACUUUUUCCUGUUUGAUGA
Ricinus communis (castor bean) is the source of this 3245-nucleotide messenger RNA. RefSeq names its product B3 domain-containing transcription repressor VAL1. The record is from RefSeq and is a predicted model, not a curated record. NCBI's taxonomy places the organism in Eukaryota, Viridiplantae, Streptophyta, Magnoliopsida, Malpighiales, Euphorbiaceae. The transcript has 14 exons. Gene Ontology annotation, molecular function: DNA binding; zinc ion binding. Bases 448 to 3021 code for a protein of 857 amino acids.